CCGGUCUCGAGACUUUGACUCGUCUGAGUCUCACUUCCAAGCGCACUGACACUGCAUGAGACGAGUGGCGAUUCAUUCAAAGUAGCCCCAACACAGCCUAGUGUAUCUUGCUUAAGUCUGAAGCAGAGCGAAGGUUAAAGUUAAAAGCAUCAGAGCAUCCUGAUCUGGCCGGUAGCGACUUGGGCCUUGAAAAAAAUCCAUUAUGACACUCAAGAACGGUGCAGAUAGGAAAGAGCCGGACCACAAAAGCCGAACACAGAAUUUGUAUGCAAUCUUGAACUAUAAUUGGGCCAUUUUUCCUUGCACAGCGACAAUCUUAUUCCUGGGCCUUUAUGAGAUUAGCAUUUGGACAGGUGCCUACCAUGAGGUCGUUGUGCCUGACGCCCGGUGGACACCAGACUGCACCGUACUCGCCAUGAUUCUGGGUCCAUUCCUGCUGUUCCAGCUCCCGCCAUACUACACCCUCUGGGGGCUCUGCCUCCCCAUACGACCCUUCGCGUAUGCGAAAGCAUCUAAAAAGCGUCCAUUCCGCAGUCUGAAAGUAUGUCUUGUCACGAAGGCAACAAAUGUGCAGACAGUAAUACACACCGCUCAGCACUGGAAUCGGCUCAGCAAGAGGGAUCGCAUCAGCUUUCACGUGGUCGUUGACUCAGUGCCAAACCCUUUCGUAGGCAUGCUCCCUGACUUUGUGGAGCUGCUGGAGGUACCGUCUUCUUUCCGGCCAGAUCACGCAAGGCACAAAGCGAGAGUCCUGGAAUGGUGCCGGCGGCAUUGGCGGUUGUCGGAGCAAGACUGGGUCCUGCAUCUAGACGAAGAGACGGAGAUCACUGAGGAGGCUUUGAGUGCGUGCGUGGACUUCAUUGAGCGGGGCGCCGAGGAUAUUGGCAUGGGAACAAUCUUCUACAACGCUCACAACCACUGGAAGAACCCUCUCCUGACUGUAGCCGAGGCCCUCCGAGUGGCAGAGGACUUUGGCCGGUUCCAGCUGCCGGUCCGGCUCUUUCAACGUCCAUUGCUCGGCUGGAUGCACGGCAGCUUUAUUUUGAUCAAUGGGCAGGCGGAGAAUGCAGUCACCUGGGAUACAAAUUGUCUUGCCGAAGAUUUCUGGUUUGCGUACCAUGCUGCAAAACAAGGCUUCAAAACGGGCUGGAUCCAUGCCGUCGCACGCGAACAGCCCCCGGAGAGCCUGCAGGAUCUCGUCCGACAACGCCGGAGAUGGUACAGCGGAAUCAUGUCCGUUCCGGACUGGUCGGUCAGACUGGCAUUGGCAAUUCCGAUGCUGGAGUCUUUUGUGCAUUUGGGCUUGUAA
Aspergillus fijiensis CBS 313.89 is the source of this 1309-nucleotide messenger RNA. RefSeq names its product glycosyltransferase family 2 protein. Gene Ontology annotation, molecular function: beta-1,4-mannosyltransferase activity. The transcript is spliced from 5 exons. The record is from RefSeq and is a predicted model, not a curated record. Gene Ontology annotation, cellular component: cytoplasm. Bases 203 to 1309 code for a protein of 368 amino acids. NCBI's taxonomy places the organism in Eukaryota, Fungi, Ascomycota, Eurotiomycetes, Eurotiales, Aspergillaceae.